Bacidia gigantensis is the source of this 4017-nucleotide messenger RNA. RefSeq lists its product as uncharacterized. Bases 1 to 4017 code for a protein of 1338 amino acids. Gene Ontology annotation, cellular component: elongator holoenzyme complex; cytosol. The record is from RefSeq and is a predicted model, not a curated record. The transcript has a single exon. Gene Ontology annotation, molecular function: tRNA binding. Gene Ontology annotation, biological process: tRNA wobble base 5-methoxycarbonylmethyl-2-thiouridinylation. Lineage: Eukaryota; Fungi; Ascomycota; Lecanoromycetes; Lecanorales; Ramalinaceae.
AUGAGAAAUCUGCGGAACAUCCACCGUUCUCUGAUUCAAAGUCCGCAAAAUAGUGAGCUUACAGCUUCUGCGUGGGACGUAAGCCAAGCUGGCAGUAUCAUCGCCACUUUUGGGCCGACCAAGGAAAAUGCGCUGUUGGAACUCAAACGCUGGAACAAAUGGGAGAAAACUUGGGCUCAUAUCGCGUCUUGGGAUGCAGCAGAAUCUGCCGAAAACUAUGGCUACGACAGAGUUCUCGACCUGCAUCACUUUUCUGACAAUGCAACCAAUGUCAUCAUCUUAGCUGCAGGAGAUAUUGUCGUUGUCCGGGAGGAUCCACAAUCCAGCGAAGAGAAGAUUGAAAUCGUCGGCACCGUCGAUGCGGGCAUCUCAGCUGCUGCUUGGUCACCUGAUGGAGAGCUCCUAGUCAUAAAUACGUUGGCAUCUACUUUGCUUUACAUGACGAGGGAUUUUGAGAAUAUCGUCGAUCUAGAAUUGACUGCUGAUGACUUCAAAGCCUCAAAUCAUGUUUCCGUAGGGUGGGGAAAGAAGGAAACGCAAUUCAAGGGCAAAAAAGCAAGAGCGUUACAGGAUCCCACUGUUCCAGAAACCGUAGACGAAGGGAUCUUGCAUGAGCUUGAUAUCAAGACAGGUGCAAGAAAGACUGAAAUCAGCUGGCGUGGAGACGGUGCUUAUGUUGCUCUCAACAGUAUCCAAGAUUCCCGUCGUGUGAUCCGCAUCUACUCAAGGGAAGGUGCCCUCGAAAGCGUAAGUGAACCUGUCGAUUAUCUCAUGAGUGCUCUUAGUUGGAGGCCUGCUGGCAACCUAAUUGCGAGCAUUCAGCGGCUGGGCCGUAACACUAAAGUAGUCUUCUUCGAAAAGAAUGGACUCCGUCAUGGCGAGUUUGAUUUGCGCUUGAGUCAAGCAGAGACAGAGACUUGGGCUAAGGACAUUUCUUUGAAAUGGAACGUUGACUCAUCUGUGCUGGCAGUGUGCUUCUUGGAUCGCGUUCAACUCUGGACUAUGGGCAAUUAUCAUUACUACUUGAAACAAGAAAUUACAUGUCAUUCACAUCCAGGCCCAACGAAAUCACAAUAUCAUCUGGAAUGGCAUCCUGAGAAGCCUCUGACUUUGUUAUUAUACAGCGAUCAUCAUGUAGAAAGACUCGUGUAUGCUUCGCUCAUAUCGUCUGCUCCUACUUCUACUCCCGAUGACUAUGGUUUGGUUCCAGUCAUAGACGGAAAAACUUUGAAACUUACACCCUUGAGGAUAGCUAACAUUCCGCCGCCAAUGGCUUUACAUGAGCUUGAAUUGGCUAGGAAUAUAAAAGACGUAGCUAUCUUGAGCAUAAUCAAAGGAAACGGGAUACGGCAGAGUAUUAUCGCUGUUUUGAACGAAGAUUUAUGUUCGGUGUUUGAGUACGAUGUGGUAUCCAAUGCCCUAGCGGCGCCAACGCUUACAUGGCAAUCAAGUUUCAUGAGAACAGACGAAUCUGCGUAUGCGAUGAGUCUUCAGAUAGCUUCAAGAGCGGAACGAUUCUUCGACAUUCUUCACAAUACUUUGGACGGGUUUUUCCUAACGACUGUGGAUGUUUCGAGUGAAGCCACACAGUGGAACGUCGAUCGUAGUUUCAAUGUACCAGAGCAAACGGAAGUUUUGAUUCCUCAAAAACGGACUAUUAGUCCUGAACCUCAUAUUCUUGCAGAUGGCCCAUCCCUCUCCUCAUCCUCAACGGUUGGAUUGCCGCGGAUGGCCCACGUAGAUCCAUCUUCAACCUUUAGCGUUGAUGCGGUGGUGACCAGCAUAGACCCCAGAAAAGGUAGCGAUCCUGCAUCACCGAACGGGAACAUUGAUGGCCUGACUUCUGAGCACUUGGUGUCUAUCAAAUUGGAUGAAAAUGGCCGUUUCUUUAUCAAGGACAAGUGCAUUGUCAAAGGUUGUACAUCAUUCAUUACCACGUCAGCUCACCUCAUAUUCACCACGAAGACUCUACUGAAAUUCGUUCAUCUCAAUGGUCGCUCUGAUUCCCUUGAUGUGCCUCCAGAUUCACCGGAGUCGGAUGAACGUUGCAGAAGCAUUGAACGUGGAGCGAAGUUGGUCACAGUCAUACCUACAAUAUCUGCGCUGGUCCUGCAAAUGCCGAGAGGCAAUCUAGAAACUAUCUAUCCUCGUGCUCUUGUUCUGGCAGGAAUUCGAGAAAGCAUCAAGCAUAAAAGAUAUAAGCAGGGCUUGCUAGCUUGCAGAAACCAUCGUGUCGAUAUGAAUAUCCUACACGACUAUAAUCCGAAUCAGUUCCACUCGCACGUAAAUUUAUUCAUUGAUCAAGUCAAGAAAGUCGAGUAUAUUGAUUUGUUCCUCUCUCAACUCAGGGAAGAGGAUGUUACUGAGACCAUGUACAAAGAGACAUUGAAAUCUUCCGAUGGCAAGACACAGCACAUUUCUGAGCAGGAUAUUAAGACAAUAUACAAUUCUCAAACGAUGGACUCUAAGGUCAAUCAAAUAUGCAGGGCUUUCCUCCAAGCCUUUAGAAGUCGUUCUUUUAAGUAUCUGCAAAGUACAGUCACGGCUUAUGCCUGUAUGUCACCGCCAGACCUGAGUGCUGCACUACUACAUAUUGCAAACUUACGUAAGAGUAACAGCGACCGUACGGAUGCGAUGAUCGAACACAUUUGUUUCCUUGCAGACGUCAACAAGCUCUACGACCACGCACUGGGGCUUUAUGACCUAGAGUUAACUUUAUUGAUCGCGCAGCAAUCUCAAAAAGAUCCAAGAGAAUACCUGCCAUUUCUCCAAAAUAUCCAAAAGAUGUCUGAUUUGCGGCGAAAGUUUGCAAUUGACGAUCAUUUGAGACGCCACCCAAAAGCUCUUCAACAUCUCUGCGAUUUAGAUACAUUUGAGGAAGUUCAAACCUACGUUGUUAAGCAUGGACUGUAUCAUCAAGCGAUGUCACAUUACAAGUAUCAACAAGAAAAGUUAGCACAGCUUACAAGGCUCUACGCUGAUCUCUUGCAAAACCAAGGCAAAUUCAGUGAUGCAGGUAUAGCUUACGAGUCUUUACGAGAUUUUGCAUCAGCAAGCGAAUCCUAUCGUCAAGCUCAUAUGUGGCAGGAAAGUCUCGCAAAUGCUGGGCUUGCAUCGUUCGAGGCAGAACGCUUGCAAUCGUUAGCAGACUCUCUUUCUGAGACACUGGUGGAGACCAAAGAUCUCCAUUCCGCGGCUGUGAUCAAGUUGGACUACCUGGAGGACAUUCCGACGGCUGCCCGCCUUUUUUGCAAAGGCUAUCAUUUUGCUGAUGCGAUACGUAUCGCGACUUUACAUCACCGCUUGGAUCUGCUAGAGUCGGUCAUUGACCCUGGCUUGAAUGAAGGAAUGGGAACGAUGACUGAGUUGCUUGCAGACUGCAAAAGCCAGCUCAACGCUCAAAUCCCACGGAUCAAGGAACUUCGAGUCAAAAAAGCUGAGGAUCCAUUUGCUUUCUGGGAUGGCGACAUUCCGGGGGGUGGUGAUGUGCCUGAUGACAUCUCAAUUGCGCCUACAGAUGCAUCAACUACGGGUGGCUCACUCUUCACCCGCUAUACAAAUCGGACAGGCACAGUCGGAACAAAUGCGACCAGGAAAACGUCAAAGAAUCGCAGAAGAGAGGAAAGAAAAAGAGCAAGAGGCAAGAAGGGUAGUGUGUAUGAAGAAGAAUAUCUCGUGAAUAGCAUAGGGAGACUCAUAGAAAGAAUCAAUUCUGUAAGUGACGAAGUCUCGCGGCUGGUAGUCGGCCUUUUGAGGAGGAGGAUGACAGAGCAGGCUCGAUCAGUGGAGGCUGCAAUGUUGGAGAUUGUGGAUAGAUGCCAAAAGUGUCUUGGUGAAGUAUUCCAGUCUGAGAAGCCACAAGACAGAAAUGACACAGGGCCAGGUGAUAAUAACAUUCACAUGUUUGAGCCGCCAGCUCGCGAGGACAGCUCCUUGGAAGUACAGGACGAGAGCAGCGAACCAAGAAAGCCACCAAUAGUAAGAGAUUUCAAGGGGCUUUCCUUACUUGGUGGAUAA